CGUCAAAGAAAAGCGAAAAUAAACGCAUAACGCACGUAGCAAAGCGGUAACCAAAGCGGUCAGUGUACAGUGCGCUCGUGAAUUUCAUCCGCCGCGGUGUACCGCAUGUGAAAAAAAUGUGCAUAAUUUAGAUUAGAAAACGGUGUAAAGUGUAUAAAAUCAUGUUAGAUGUGCAAGUAAGCUUUAGACAAGGCAUGAGUGUGUGAAAAUUAGUGCAAGUUCAUGUGCGAAACUUACAUACAUACAAACAUACAUACGAUAUAAGAAGGAAGUGUAUACAGCUAGAAGAACAGAUGUGAAUGCGCUGUAUUCCUGCAGGCAGACAGUCGGUAAGGUGAACCCAAGCAACCAGCACGCUUGGAAGUGUUUUAUAGCGCGACGCAGCAGCGCAAUGGUGUGGCCAACAGAACGCGAUUCAAGUGAAAGGAAGAAACAACAACUUGGCUGAACUUGUAUGUACCUGCGACCUAACAAAUUUACAUGUAACAACAAAUCUAAGUUUUAUAAACUCAAUAUAAGUGUUUCAAGCGCUUCGUCCUGCAAUGGACGGUUACAACGUUCCAAUGUUGUCCGAUAGCGGCUAUAGUAGUAAUAAUAACAACAAUAUACAAACACAUACACAUCAUCACAAAGAUCAAAUGCUUAGCGCUGGCAGUGUGCCAGCCACACCCUUCAUCUACGAGCUGCCCGGCAGCCAUAAGACCAUUAGCCAUCAACUGGCGGGAAAUCUGAAGACGACCAGCAGCGACUAUGCCGCCUUCACCAAUUGCAUACAACAAUCAGCGCUGCUCGAUCAGCGCACAGUGGACGCAGCCAAUAUCGACGCUGUGUCGCUGGGUAGCCUUUGUGACCUGAAAUUCCCCAACUCACCGACGGCGGAUAGUAGUUUUAAGAAUAUAUCACUCAUCAAUAUCGAGGCUAAUCAUGUGUUGGUGCCAGCGAAAAGCAUCGCCACAAACGAUUUGAUUAAUGAUGGCCAUGGCGUUGAGGCGACCUUUUCGAAUAUUUUAUAUGCCAAGGACGAUAUAGUUAUAGAGGCGAAGGAUAUGCCGCGCAGCGAUGCCGCGCAGGUGACCCACGUGACGCACUACUUACCCCUGAAACUCAACAAUAAUAACAACAACAACAGCGCUGUUGAGCAGAAAUUCCCAAAGGCCACAGUCACGGUCACGGCUGUGGCUGCAACUGCGCCGACUACUGGCACUACGACUGUUGCGCCAGCGAUUGCGGUGAGUGUGCCCAAUUCCAGUGCGAUGACUGCCAUGCCGUACAGUACGACGGUCGGGGGUGUGACCGUUGCUGGUGGGGGUGGUAGAAGUAGGAGCAACAGAGGCGGUCGUGGGGCGAGAGGACAUGCCAACAGCAGAAAUGGCCGUGCAACUGCAAAUCGUCAACAGCAGCAGCAGCAACCACAACAGCAACAGCAGUUGCAGCCGCAGCCAGCAGAAGCUCUUGGCAGCGCCUGUGUUGCGUCAGCGAGCAGCGACUAUUUGCCUACGAAUGCUGGAAAUAAUUUCAAUGUUACGGUAGUUAAUAAUCAGGUCAAUAGUAAUCAUCACAACCACCUAACGGAUAACCAAAUCACAACAACAACAGCAACAACGUCCACAAUUGUAGCCACAGACACUGCCAACAGUAAAGUCAUCACACACGGCAUAAAUAAUUUCAUCAGCAACAACAAUCACAGCCAGAAUACCAGCGCCAGUAAUAAUGGUAUUGGUAAUGGUACUGGUAUUGGUAAUGGUAAUAGCACUGGUAUUGUUGCUGUGAAUGGUAGUGCUAGUAGUAGCAGCAACAGCAACAGCAACAGCAACAAUAACAGCUGCAGUAACAACAAAAACAACAAUAGUUGUAGCAACAAUGUACAAACUAUAAACAGUAUUGCAACAAUGAGCCAAAACCGGGCAACGGUGUUGCAAAGUGUUGAGGAGGUGACCUUGGCCAAUUCACCCACUCAACGGCCUGGUGCAGUAAUUGUGUCCACAUGUGUUCCCGAAGCCAGCUGCAAUAGCAAUAGUAGUAGUGUCAACAUAAAUCUAAAUAAUACCAACAACAACAAUAAGACUGUUGGCAGUAGUACAAUGUCACCAAGUUCCAUAGAUCUACUAAAAGAAUCGGCGCAACAACAAUCACAACCACAACAACAACAGCAGCAACAACUAUUGAACUCAUCGAGCGUUGAUUGUGAUUCUUUAUCCUCCAUGGAUGAUCUGUUAGACGAUCAGGAGAUUAGCGAAGCCAGUUUCGGUUAUCAAGACAAUACGUCAUCGCAUUCGCAGCAGAGCGUUAGCGGUGGCGGUGGUGGCGCUGGUGGUGGCGGCGGCGGUGGUAGCAGCACCAGCAGCAAUGCCACUAAUGUUGUGCUGCUCAAUGGCAGCAAUGCGAACGCUGCUGGCGGUUAUAUGACUCUCCUGCCACCGGCCACGUCGAGUGGCCAUAUGGGCAUGUCGUCGGGUGGCACUGGCGCUAGCGCUGGUGGCUCCGGUGAGGGCAUCGAUUUCAAGCAUUUGUUUGAGGAAUUGUGCCCCGUUUGUGGUGAUAAAGUGAGCGGCUAUCAUUAUGGCCUGCUGACGUGUGAGUCGUGUAAAGGUUUCUUCAAGCGCACCGUGCAGAAUAAGAAGGUCUACACGUGCGUCGCCGAGCGUUCGUGUCACAUCGAUAAGACGCAACGCAAGCGCUGUCCCUACUGUAGAUUCCAGAAGUGUUUGGAGGUUGGCAUGAAACUUGAGGCCGUGCGAGCGGAUCGGAUGCGUGGUGGUCGCAAUAAGUUCGGACCUAUGUACAAACGUGAUCGGGCGCGAAAGCUACAAGUCAUGCGGCAGCGGCAACUCGCCCUCCAAGCGCUGCGCACAUCAAUUGGUUCGGUUGAGAUGAAGUCGUCGCCACUCUCGCCAGGAUACCAACAAUCAUAUCCGAAUAUGAAUAUAAAGCAAGAAAUUCAAAUACCUCAGGUGUCCUCACUCACACAGUCACCGGAUUCAUCGCCCAGUCCCAUCGCCAUCGCGCUCGGACAGGUUAACACGAGCGGUGGUGUGAUAUCGACGCCCAUGAAUGGCGGCAACGGCAGCGGCGGCGGUGGAGGCGCUGGUGGCGGCAAUAGCGGCAACACCAGCACCAACACCAACAAUAGCAACAACACCAGCAGCGAUGGACUCAACCGCAGUGGCAGCGGCAAUUGCCAUGACACUGGAACUGGAUCUCUGCAGAAUGCGUCCGAGUCGAAAAUGUGUUUCGACUCUGGCACGCAUCCUUCAAGCACAGCCGACUCCAUCAUCGAGCCGCUCAGGGUGUCACCGAUGAUACGUGAUUUCGUGCAAUCGAUAGACGAUCGAGAAUGGCAGACCCAGCUCUUUGCGCUGCUACAAAAACAAACCUACAAUCAAGUGGAAGUUGAUCUCUUCGAGCUGAUGUGCAAAGUGUUGGACCAGAAUCUGUUCUCGCAGGUGGAUUGGGCUAGAAACACAGUCUUUUUCAAGGAUCUUAAGGUUGACGACCAAAUGAAAUUGCUGCAGCAUUCCUGGUCCGAUAUGCUUGUGCUCGAUCAUUUGCAUCAGCGAAUACACAACGGUCUACCCGAUGAGACGCAACUGAAUAACGGUCAAGUAUUCAAUCUGCUGUGGUUAGGCCUGCUUGGUGUACCGCAAUUGGCUGACUAUUUCAAUGAGCUGCAAAAUCGUCUGCAAGACCUCAAAUUCGACAUGGGCGAUUAUGUGUGUAUGAAAUUCCUAAUACUACUCAAUCCAGAUGUGCGUGGUAUUGUCAACAAGAAGACGGUCUUGGAGGGUCAAGAGAAUGUACAAGCAGCGCUACUGGACUACACGCUGACCUGUUAUCCAUCAGUGACGGAUAAAUUCCGACGGCUACUCAGCAUACUGCCCGACAUCCAUGCGAUGGCUUCGCGAGGCGAAGAUCAUCUCUAUUCGAAACACUGCGCCGGUAGUGCGCCCACACAGACGCUACUCAUGGAAAUGUUGCAUGCUAAACGGAAAGUAUAAAUCCGCUAGGGCUACACAUAACUGUACACUUGUAAAGGAUUGUUCAACAUAGAUAUGUAUAUAUAUAUGUAUGUAUGUAUGCCAGAGGACGACGAAAGCGCUUCAAAUGCGGCAGGCGGCAAUUUCGGUGGGUUGUCGAAUGGCGCGGAAUAAAAUCCAGGGUUGGUUUUUAGUUUUAAAUCAUAAGAAAUACAAUUAAAAAAUGUAAAACAAAAAGAUUAAACAGUAAAACAACAAUUGGGAUGUUAAGCUACAAAUACAUAUACGAUAGAGGUACAUACAAUAUAUAUAUUUACAUACAUGCCUAGAGAAUAAUUUAGUAGCACUUGGAACUUACGUUAUUCCCAUUCACCAAUGCAAUUCAACUGCAGAAUGUAAAAACUAAAAAACAAAAAAAUACAAAAAAAAA
This is a messenger RNA of Bactrocera tryoni, 4404 nucleotides long. RefSeq names its product nuclear hormone receptor FTZ-F1 (gene ftz-f1). Lineage: Eukaryota; Metazoa; Arthropoda; Insecta; Diptera; Tephritidae. Gene Ontology annotation, cellular component: RNA polymerase II transcription regulator complex. The record is from RefSeq and is a predicted model, not a curated record. The transcript has 10 exons. The coding region runs from base 543 to 3995 and encodes 1150 amino acids. Gene Ontology annotation, biological process: tissue development; regulation of transcription by RNA polymerase II; hormone-mediated signaling pathway. Gene Ontology annotation, molecular function: RNA polymerase II cis-regulatory region sequence-specific DNA binding; zinc ion binding; nuclear receptor activity.